Molecule: messenger RNA, 2007 nt
Organism: Mesorhabditis spiculigera
Lineage: Eukaryota; Metazoa; Nematoda; Chromadorea; Rhabditida; Rhabditidae
Source: the annotation of a GenBank genome assembly
AUGGCUUUGAACCACCAGAUUCGGGAGGGAGACAAUCCGCUAAUUACCGAAGAACGUGAAAAGGCAACUUUUAGCACGGAAGCACUGGCCGAUGAGCUAUAUGGACCCACAUUCGCCAAACGACGCCGCGAGCUGUCAGCGGCAGUCCUGAAAAUGCCCGAGCUCCUUGACCCCUACCCGCACGUGUUCAUGGACAGGCCGACGAAGGUGGCCAAUUCGAUGCGGAAGACGGUAGCAGUGAUGGAGGGAGCCUCGGAAAUUGCUGAUAUCACGAAUCGCGAUGAGAUGGGACACCUUGUUUGCGAAGCCUUUGGUGAUGACGGUUUCCCGCUCUCCAUCCACUUUGUAAUGUUUCUGCCAGCCAUCCAGGGUCAGGCCGAUGAUGAACAGGCUGAGGAAUGGGUCCAUAAGGCAAUUCAACUCCAAUUCAUUGGCACCUACGCGCAAACGGAACUUGGCCAUGGAACGAAUUUGAGGGCCCUUGAAACUACAGCGACCUACGACAAGAAUACUCAGGAAUUCGUUUUGAAUACGCCGACUGUCUCAGCGUACAAAUGGUGGCCCGGAAACCUUGGCAAAACGGCAAACGUUGUCGUCGCCAACGCUCAGCUCUACAUUGACGGCAAGAACUAUGGACCACACAACUUUUUCGUCCGGAUUCGCGACGAGGAGACGCAUCAGCCAAUGCCAGGCAUCACCGUCGGGGACAUUGGCCCCAAAUUCGGCCUCAACACUAAUGACAACGGGUUCCUGAAAUUUGACCAUGUCAGAAUCCCGCGUCGUAGUAUGUUGAUGAGACACUCAAAGGUAUCCCCUGAAGGCACCUAUUCCCCACCAGUCCAUCCGAAACUCUCCUAUGGCGCCAUGAUUUUCGUCAGGGCAACAAUGAUUCGAAUGCUGGCACACAGUCUCCUGAAAGCUUCGACAAUUGCGAUUCGAUAUUCGUGUAUCAGGAAGCAAGGCGAGAUCACCCGAGGGGCCGGUGAAGUCAAAAUCCUGGACUAUCAAACGCAGCAGCAUCGACUUUUCACCGCCAUGGCCAGGGGCUUUGCCUAUUGGCUUGUCGGGCAGGAGAUCAAGCAGAUCUACGAGAGGAUCGCUGAGGAUGUGAAACAGGGAAAUGUCGAUCAACUCGCUGACCUACACGCUCUCCUCUCCGGCAUGAAGUCCGUUGUCUCGUUCGAUGCCGGAAAAGGCAUCGAACAGUGCCGGAUGGCUUGUGGUGGCCAUGGAUACUCACACGCUAGUGGAUUGCCGGAAAUCUACGCCGUGGAAGUAGCCGGGUGCACGUACGAAGGCGAAAACAUGGUAAUGCUGCAGCAACAGGCUAGAUACCUUGUAAAAGGCGUGCAAAAGCUAGCUAAAGGCGAGGAAUUGACCAGCAUGUUGAAAUAUCUUGGAAAUAACAGCAACCGGAGAUUCCGAUUUGCCGAGGCCGGGUCGAAGAUUGAAGACACUCUCAUCCAAGCCAUGGAAUACAUCGCCAGGACCACGAUCCAGCGCGUGAGCGCUCGUCUCGAUUCCCUCAAAGAAUCCGGACUCUCGGACGAAGAUGCUUGGAAUGAGAAUGCUGUCGAGUUGACUAGGGCGUCCCGGACCCAUACCAGGCUUUGGAUUGCAGUUUGCUUCAAAGACCGUGUCAAUCGGAUUCAGGACCCGAAAAUCAGGGCGGCACUUCAAGACAUUUUGCAUUUGCAUUUGUGCUAUGAGGUCAUCGACAUGAGCCAGUACCUUUUGGAGGGAGGCUACGCCACCGGAGCCCAGAUUGCUCAAGUGAAGGAUGUCCUCUACAAACUGCUGGCUAAAAUCCGACCCAACGCCGUUUCUUAUGUUGACGCUUACGAGGUCUCCGACACGGAACUUCGUAGUGUGCUAGGACGUCGUGAUGGAAAUGUGUAUGACAACCUGCUCAAAUGGGCCCAGAGCAAUCCGUUAAACAAUGUUGAGGUCCUUCCCGCCGUCGAGAAGCACCUGAUGCCGAUGAUGAAGAGCGCCAAGAGCAAAUUG